AGCAACUCAGCACCAGCAGCGUCUCUUCUGUAAAUCAGUCUGAUCGUAACUGGCACACACAUUCUCUGGAUUUUUAUCGGCUUCUCUCCAUCCUGCCUGCGUUGCUCUGAGCAAAUAAUCUAUUUGCUUCUACAAGAACCUGUGCCGGGACAUGCAGUGCUGAUUGCGUCUGAUCCGAUCUGAUCUCAGCCAAGCUGAGGUCCAGUGGGCACGCUGAUGGAGCUGAAGGUGUGGGUGGACGGUGUGGUCAGGGUGGUGUGUGGCCUUUCAGAGGAGACGUCCUGUCAGGAUGUGGUUAUUGCUCUCGCCCAAGCUAUAGGCCAGACGGGCCGUUAUGUCCUCAUCCAGAGACUGAGGGACACUGAGAGGCAGCUUUUGGCUACUGAGCGUCCUCUGGAGUCCCUGGCUAAGUUCGGGCAGCAGAGUAAUGAGGUGCAGUUCUACCUUAAGCGCACUGGCCCCAGCAGCAACAGUGAUAUCCAGGAGCGCGCACUCUCUCUUCAUAAACCCUCCGAAACGGAGCCGCCAAGACGCAGCGUACCCAAAAAAUCCCUGACUUUUAGUCUGGGCCCUACUUCUUCCCCACGCACCCGACCCAAACAGAACCGCAGGUCUCCGAGUACCAAACUCGGAAACGAGUCCCGAGCAUCUCCUUUGCCUCACACCUCCCAUUUGCUCAGUCUGUCUAGAGAGGAAGUGUUCCGGCAAGUUCUCCAGCAGCAGGAGCGUAUGCUGGCACUGGAGGCCCAGCUGGAGCUCCUGGAGCAGGAGACGCAGGUGUGGGAUGAGCAAGAGGAGCUGGUUGCUGCGGAGCAGACACUGCUGGAAGAUGAGGAGCAGUGGGAGGAGGAGCUUAGGACUGAGAUGCAACGCGAGCGUGCCAUGAGGAUGCAGCUGGCUGAGCUACAUGCCAAGCUGGAUGAGUGUGGCACCAGCCUGCACAAUCUCGCCACGAAAUCCACACAGCUUGAGCAGGACAUUCAGAAGGAAAGGCUUGAGGCUGAAGCAGUGUCUACACAGGCACAUCCAGAGGACUGCAUACAAGUGGAGCUUCACAGUCGGCAGAAACAGGGGAAGGAACUGGAGUCUGAGAUGGUGGAGACUGAGAAAGCUCUGGGAAAAGCAGAAAUGCUGCUGCAGGCUAAAAAGGAGCAGUUGGAUGAGCUGAAUAAGGAACUGCGGCAGUGUAACCUGCAGCAGUUCAUCCAGCAGACCGGAGUGCUCCCUGCCCAUAACUCCUCACGUACAGACCUCCACCAGCAGCUGGACCAACAAGAGCUCGCUCAGCUAUUGCAGGAUACAUCUAUAGACAGUGACUCUCUACAGCGACCCACAGCCAAGCAGUUUUUGGGGCAUCCACGCAACCUGCAGCACCCCCUGGUGUCCAGCCUGAACCCUGAGGUCCUGGCAUCCAGGGAGUCAUCUUGGAGGUAAAGCCUGAAGGGCCAAGGAUCCCUCUUAUUACACCUAUGUACUUAAGCAGCUAUUGCUCUAAUGGUUCUACUCAUCUCAUCAGUGUAGCAAAUAUAUAUCUGCUGUGUAUACAAAUAUAUGUUUACAUUUCGUUACAUUCCAAAACAUGUAUUUACUGUAAAAUAUUAUCAGAAAGAUUUAUCCUAGAGAGCUUUUACUUUUGUUUAUGUAUUUAAGUCUAAUAAAGACCGUGCUUUGUGUUUAUA
This is a messenger RNA of Clarias gariepinus (North African catfish), 1679 nucleotides long. It is a transcript of the gene rassf7a, whose product is annotated as Ras association domain family member 7a. Bases 217 to 1434 code for a protein of 405 amino acids. Gene Ontology annotation, biological process: signal transduction. NCBI's taxonomy places the organism in Eukaryota, Metazoa, Chordata, Actinopteri, Siluriformes, Clariidae. The transcript has 6 exons. The record is from RefSeq and is a predicted model, not a curated record.